This is a messenger RNA of Aspergillus calidoustus, 1682 nucleotides long. The record is from the annotation of a GenBank genome assembly. NCBI's taxonomy places the organism in Eukaryota, Fungi, Ascomycota, Eurotiomycetes, Eurotiales, Aspergillaceae.
CCAUCACUCCAACCUACCUACACAUUCAAAAUGUCUCCUCCACGCAAUACCACUAAAGAAGGCUACCUCUGGACCCCAACCUCUGUUACAGACGGCCUCCCCACCCACGCCACAGUCCAAGGCACACAAGUUACCUCUCUAAAAUCAUCAUACGACGUCAUCGUGAUUGGUGCCGGCUUCACAGGCCUAACCGCCGCACGCGACCUCUCACUCACAUACAACCUCCGCGUCCUCCUCAUCGACGCCCGCGACCGCAUCGGCGGCCGCACCUGGACAGCCAACGUCCUCGGUGAGGACCUGGAGAUGGGUGGGACGUGGGUACACUAGAACCAGCCGCACGUGUACAGAGAACUACACCGCAGUGGUUCCUCCCCAAGGAUGCCGGGGUCGGCGGGAUCACAAAUGUCGGUGCGGAGGAGUCUCACAAGCUAGAAGAGAUUGCGCAGCAGGUCUUCACGAUUAAUGGGCUCGAUAGCCGCACCCUCAUGCCGUUCCCGCAUGAUUCACUGCGCGAGCCCGCCCCAUGGAAAAAGUAUGACCAUCUCACUGUACGCGACCGACUGGAUCAGAUUACAGGUUUUACGAAGCGAGAGAAGGGACUUUUCGAAUUAAAUACCAAUACCUUUGGGAGUGCGCCAGCGAGCGAGAUUGGGUUCGUCAAGGCGUUGCGGUGGUUUGCGCUCGGCGGGCAUAGUAUGGCGGGCGUGUUUAAGCUUGCGGGAGUCUUUAAGUUGGGGAAGGGAGGGAUAACGGCAUUUGCAAGGAGAAUGUUUGCGGAGUUUCGAGGGGAUUCAAUUUUCGGAGGGGUUGUGAAGGAGGUGAAGCAGGUGGCGAGUGGAGUUAAGGUUCGCAUGGUGGAUAGGAGUAUGAAGAGGGCAAAGGUUGUCGUGUUGACGAUUCCAUUGAACUGCCUAAGUGAUAUCAUGUUCAGCCCGCCACUGUCACCCCUCCGACAAGAGGCAAUCGCCACCGGCCAGAUUAACCAGGGAGCGAAGAUCCACUUCAAGCUCCGCGAGACGCUACCUGGGUGGUUCUUCACCACAGAGCCUGGCCGCUCUCGCUUCGUGUUUGCCUUCUCUGAUCAUAACGGCACGCAGCCAUCCAGCCCAUCUGGGACAUACUGCAUCGGGUUCGGCUACAAUGGGAGUUUCGCGGAUAAGACUAAUGGCAAGGCCAUUGUUAGUGCGUUUAACGAAGAUAUCAAUCCGAACUAUACGGUCGAAGCGUACGUCACGCACGACUGGAUGAAUGACCCUUAUGCAAAGGGUGCGUGGGCGUGCUGGGGGCCUGGAUGCACCUCAAAGUAUCUCAAGGCUCUGCAGGAGCCGCAUGGACGAGUUGUUUUUGCGAGUGCGGACUGGGCGGAUGGGUGGAGAGGCUUUGUGGAUGGUGCUCUUGAGCGGGGUCAGGUUGCUGUGAGUGAUGUUUUGGCCUUGCUGGGAACUGAGCUGCCCGGGAUGGCCAAGCUGUAGUCGAGUGAAUGUGAUGUGGAAAAGGCCAGAGGAAUGUAUAAGUAUAUUGAUAGGGCAUUACAAAUGCUGACUGAAAAUGGUUGUUCAAUUAACCUUCCCCUAGCUCAUCCAGACCCAGGCUGCAGUAUAGACAAUAAUAGGCCAGUUGGAGUGAGCAGCAUUUGGCACCCAGACAUAGGCAUUCUACCAUGGCUCAAGCCUUAGCUACUG